AUGGUGUCUCUGAGCGACCUGCAGCGGAUUGGUGUGGGACUGGUUGGCUUUGGCCUCUUCUUUGUCCUCUUUGGGAUCCUCUUGUACUUUGACUCGGUGCUCCUGGCCUUUGGGAACAUCCUCUUCCUCUUUGGCUUAAUCUUCAUCAUCGGCUUCAGGAGGACCUUCACCUUCUUCUUCCAGCGGACAAAGAUGAAGGGCACCAGCUUCUUCUUCGGGGGAGUCAUUAUCGUCCUCCUGCGAUGGCCUCUCCUGGGCAUGCUGCUGGAGGCUUAUGGCUUCAUCAACCUCUUCAGGAGUUUUUUCCCAGUGGCUUUUGGGUUUUUGGGCACACUGACAAACAUCCCACUGCUGAGCAAGCUCUUGCAGAAGCUGGGGGACAGCAGCUCUGUGGUGUGA
This is a messenger RNA of Colius striatus (speckled mousebird), 399 nucleotides long. It is a transcript of the gene GOLT1A, whose product is annotated as golgi transport 1A. Bases 1 to 399 code for a protein of 132 amino acids. The transcript has 5 exons. The record is from RefSeq and is a predicted model, not a curated record. Gene Ontology annotation, cellular component: membrane; endoplasmic reticulum. Lineage: Eukaryota; Metazoa; Chordata; Aves; Coliiformes; Coliidae. Gene Ontology annotation, biological process: retrograde transport, endosome to Golgi; endoplasmic reticulum to Golgi vesicle-mediated transport.